This is a messenger RNA of Calidris pugnax (ruff), 669 nucleotides long. RefSeq names its product transmembrane protein 198-like. Gene Ontology annotation, cellular component: plasma membrane; vesicle membrane. The record is from RefSeq and is a predicted model, not a curated record. Bases 1 to 669 code for a protein of 222 amino acids. Lineage: Eukaryota; Metazoa; Chordata; Aves; Charadriiformes; Scolopacidae. The transcript has 2 exons.
AUGGGGCAGAACUGUGGGGCGCAGCCGUGGCAUCCCCCUCUGACCCCCCCCCGGCCCGCCCCAGGCUACCGCUGCUUCAAGGCCAUCAUGUUCCUGUCGGGGCUGCUCUUCGGCUCCGCCGUCAUCUUCCUCCUGUGCUACAAGGAGCGGGUGCUGGAGACUCAGCUGAGCCUGGAGGCCAGCGCCGGCAUCGCCCUGGCCAUCGGGCUGCUCUGCGGCCUGGUCACCCUCCUGCUGCGCAGCGUGGGGCUCUUCACCACGGGGCUGCUGCUGGGGCUGCUCCUGGCCACCGCCGCUCUGGUGACGGUGCCGCCGGCGGCUCCUCCGCCCAGCCCCUGGGUGCCGGCGGGCAGUUUGUUGGGCCUGGCCCUGCUCUGCGCCCUCCUGGCCCUGCAGUGGCCCAAAGCCCUCACCGUCCUCGCCACCGGCGUCUUCGGCGCCGCCGCCGUGGUGGUCUGUGCCGAUUACUGGCUGGAGGCGCUGGCGCUGGUGCUCUACGUCUCCCGGAGGCUGCAGCUGGCGCCGGCCGGGCCCCUGUGCUGGCAGAGCUGGGUGAUGCUGGGGGCAUGGCCGGCCCUCAGCGUCAUGGCCGUCCUGCUCCAGUGGAAGGUGACGGCCCACGGCUUCUCCCACAGCCGGGGGAUGGAAAUGGGGAAGGGGACAGGAUGA